Molecule: messenger RNA, 1679 nt
Organism: Ricinus communis (castor bean)
Lineage: Eukaryota; Viridiplantae; Streptophyta; Magnoliopsida; Malpighiales; Euphorbiaceae
Exons: 7
Coding region: 43-1419 (458 amino acids)
Cellular component (GO): membrane
Source: RefSeq, a predicted model, not a curated record
AGAGAGAGAGAGAGAGAGAGCUAAAGCUCUAAGCUCUUGAUAAUGGCUUCUCUAUUACCAUGUAAAUGGCCAUUAAACAAAAUCUCUUAUUCUUCUCCGUCUCCAACUACAAAUUCUCCUCCUGUCUUCUUCACAUUUCGUUUUUCUUCAUUAAGACGACACCGUCUCACCACUCUUGCUUGUUAUGAUUCAUUGGAUGAUUCUAGUUCAGGUUCAAAUGCAAGAAAGUCAACAAAUUUACAUAUUUCGCCUUCCGAGAAACGGAGCAGCAGAAUUGGCAUUGAUGCAAAAAACGAUAUCGUCUUUGGAUCUCAAAAGAGACGAAUUCCAAGUUUAAAGGCCUUGUUUGGAAGGAAAUCUUUGUGGAAAAGGAUUGUGUUUGCCUCCACCAAAGUUAGAAGCAUUAUUUUGCUUAAUGUCAUCACUGUUGUCUAUGCUAGCAACAUUCCAGUUGUCAAAGAAGUUGAAGCAAUCAUGGAUCCAGCUACAUUUACUGUUGUACGAUUUGCUGUAUCUGCUAUUCCAUUCAUCCCAUUUGUAUUUCAAGCUCGGGGUGAUGUGAAAACCCGUAAUGCAGGGAUAGAGUUGGGUUUCUGGGUUAGUUUAGGCUACCUAACACAGGCGCUUGGACUGAUGACAUCUGAUGCUGGUCGUGCGUCCUUCAUAUCUAUGUUCACUGUAAUUUUGGUUCCAUUGCUUGAUGGUAUGUUAGGAGCAGUAGUUCCUGCCCGUACCUGGUUUGGAGCUCUCAUGUCCAUAAUAGGAGUUGCAAUGUUGGAAUUCAGUGGUUCUCCUCCUAAUAUCGGGGAUCUCUUGAACUUCUUAAGUGCGGUGUUUUUUGGUAUCCAUAUGCUUAGAACUGAACACAUAUCAAGAAGCACAAAUGAAAAGAACUUCUUACCUCUUCUUGGAUACGAGGUCUGCGUUGUUGCUUGCUUCUCAACAUUAUGGUAUUUUAUUGAAGGCGGGUUUGAUGGCAUUCAAGCUUGUGAUCCAUCAUCCUGGACAUGGACAAUGGUUUGGCAUUGGAUAGUUACUUUUCCAUGGAUACCAGCACUUUAUACAGGAGUAUUCUCAACAGGGUUAUGCCUGUGGAUAGAGAUGACUGCCAUGUGUGAUGUAUCUGCGACAGAAACUGCAAUAAUUUAUGGGCUGGAACCAGUGUGGGGUGCUGCUUUUGCGUGGUUUCUCCUUGGAGAAAGGUGGGGUACUGCUGGCUGGAUUGGGGCUACUCUUGUACUUGUUGGAAGCCUGACAGUACAGAUAUUUGGAUCUUCAUCCCCUGGCGGGUCUGUGGAAAAUGAAGGGAAAAGUGAGAAAGUGGAUCGCCUUCUGGUUCCAGAUAAGCAAAAUGGUUUCUCUACCUCCCCGGUUCCGGUCAGUUAUAGGAAGGAUGUUACUGAUAUGUUGAAGAAGUAAGGCACAUUGCAUUGCAUCCCUUUCUUCUCCAAAUUGAUGAUAAGUUUCUUUAUUAUUAUUAUUAUUAUUUUUGGUAUCACCUUGUAAUUACUUAUAGCAACAGAAAUCAGCCAUAGUCAUAAGCUGGUAGAAGCCCGAAGCAAGGCCCUAACAUGUAUAUAUAUAUUAUAUUUUUUGUUCAUAAAUACUCAUUUAUAGAGUAAAUAAUACAAGAAGAGGAAGAGCCUACUGCUCUCGUCUCUCUUCAUCUGAUUUUCCUA